UUCUCAGUCCACCUUCUGAACCUCUAAGCCUUGGUUCAUAUUCUUUGGUUCUUAUUGUUAGUGUUAUCAACGUCAUGUUUUCCACUGUUUCGGCCACUUUUUCACCGGAUUCGAUGCUCGACAACGAUCCAAUUCCUGAUAUCGAAACCAACAUCAUGAAGUGGGAUUGGUCGGAACUUUUCUCGCCCAGCCAAUCAACCGGUUCCGCAAGGUCGUCGGGCACCGGUUCAGAUGAAGCGAAACAAAGCCUCACCGGUGGUAGUACCAGCUCCCUUAAAGAUCCAAACCAACGGGUUCCCACCAUCGACGAACGAAAGCUACGGCGAAUGAUAUCGAACCGGGCUUCAGCACGGAGGUCACGGAUGCGUAAGCGGAAUCAUUUAGAAAAUCUAACGAAUGAGGUGAAACAACUUCAAAUCCAGAACCAAGAACUCAACAACCGGUUGAAGUCCCUUUCCGACCUCAAUCAUUGUCUGAGGAUAGACAACAAUCGGGUCCGAUUUGAAUGUAGUAUCCUGCAACAAGAAGUAUUGGAUAUGCGUCAACUUUUGGUAUUCACAUAACUUCAUCAGUUUUCAUGAAAUCAAGUUACAGUCUAUUACUUGACUCUUGUCAUUCGAUCAAACCUCACCAUUAUAUACACACACAUACUAUCAUGAAGUUCUUUAUAUUAUAUUAUUUUACCAUAAAAUCUGUAAUCUUGGCACUUGAUAUUAUUGCUGUUAUAUUAAUUUAAAGAUUGUAAUUUGGAAUUUUUUUCAAUUUAAAAAGUG
Molecule: messenger RNA, 773 nt
Organism: Gossypium raimondii (Peruvian cotton)
Lineage: Eukaryota; Viridiplantae; Streptophyta; Magnoliopsida; Malvales; Malvaceae
Product: basic leucine zipper 4
Exons: 1
Coding region: 75-563 (162 amino acids)
Biological process (GO): positive regulation of DNA-templated transcription
Cellular component (GO): nucleus
Molecular function (GO): DNA-binding transcription factor activity; transcription cis-regulatory region binding
Source: RefSeq, a predicted model, not a curated record